Messenger RNA from Dovyalis caffra, 330 nucleotides. NCBI's taxonomy places the organism in Eukaryota, Viridiplantae, Streptophyta, Magnoliopsida, Malpighiales, Salicaceae. The record is from the annotation of a GenBank genome assembly.
AUGCUUCAGAUGAGGCUAGGUCCCAGCCUACCAGCGCUUGAGGAAAUCCCUGAGGGAUGUAGGAAUGAAUUGGUGGGGUGGAACUUACAGCCUAAACGAGUGGCUGAGCUGUUGAUGGAGUUGUUGUCUGAAGGGUUGGAUGGUAAGCCUGCCCCAGCGGCUCUUGAGAUCAACAUUGGCGAUAUGCUUCAGAUCAUGUCCAAUGAUCAAUACAGAAGAGGAGACCGUGAAGCGUUGGCAAAUCCUCUCCUUGGACCAAGAGUUUCUAUUGCAAAUUUGUUCACAAAAGAGUUGGAUGGCAAAUCUUUGAAGAAUUUCUAUAAGCUAUGA